AUGGCUGCGAAAAAUGUCCUGAGAAGAGCUAUACUCUAUGUACCUGGUUCCUCUCAGCGAUUCCUCGAUAAAUCCCGCGGCCUGACCGUUGACUGCGUGGCUUAUGACCUCGAAGACAGCGUCACUCCAGGGCGCAAAUCUGAAGCCCGUUCCCUCGUCCGCAAAGCCCUGGACCAAGAAAAACCAGCUGGUCUGAAAGAGCGUGCCGUGCGCAUCAACAGUGUUGGCUCCGGCCUGGCCUUGGCUGACUUGGAAGAGAUCGUGAAGUCCAAAAACCUAACGACACUAAUAGUACCCAAGGUCGAGAGUGCAGGUGACUUGACCUUCGUCGGCGACGUGCUAGCGCACUCACGCCCGAGGGAAUAUCGUGGCACACCGAUCAGCAUCCUGGCUCUGAUCGAAUCAGCCAAGUCGUUAUCAAACCUCACAGAAAUAUGCCGCGCGACACCCUCACUACUCCAAGGCCUCAUGUUCGCUGCCGAAGACUUCGCCCUCGACAUGAGCAUAACACGCACACCGAGUCUCACCGAGUUCCUGUACGCGCGCCAAAUGAUCGCCACGGCCGCCCGAGCGCACGAUUUGCCCUCGACCAUCGAUCUGGUUGCCACCGCGUUCCGCAGCGAAGCCGACGAAGAGUCUCUCGCCAACGAAUGCAAUCAAGGAAAGGGAAUGGGAUAUAAUGGCAAACAAUGCAUUCAUCCGUCCCAAGUCGAGACCGUGCAGCAGAUCUUCAGCCCAAGCGUGCAAGAAGUCGAGUGGGCGGUUCGUAUUACGAUCGCACAAAAGCGAGCUGAGGAAUUGGGGAAGGGGGCGUGGGCUCUCGAUGGGAAGAUGAUUGAUGCGCCGGUAGAAGGGAAGGCGAGGGCCAUUGUCGACAAGGCUCGGUUGUGCGGGUUUGAUGUGAAGAGGCUACAGGAGAAAUUUAAGGAUCAGCAGCCUGAAUGA
Rhinocladiella mackenziei CBS 650.93 is the source of this 945-nucleotide messenger RNA. RefSeq lists its product as uncharacterized. Gene Ontology annotation, molecular function: catalytic activity; magnesium ion binding. Bases 1 to 945 code for a protein of 314 amino acids. Gene Ontology annotation, biological process: oxaloacetate metabolic process. The transcript has 2 exons. The record is from RefSeq and is a predicted model, not a curated record. Lineage: Eukaryota; Fungi; Ascomycota; Eurotiomycetes; Chaetothyriales; Herpotrichiellaceae.